Messenger RNA from Terrapene triunguis (Three-toed box turtle), 2192 nucleotides. It is a transcript of the gene SLC44A3, whose product is annotated as solute carrier family 44 member 3. Gene Ontology annotation, biological process: transmembrane transport. The transcript has 15 exons. Gene Ontology annotation, molecular function: transmembrane transporter activity. Bases 92 to 2083 code for a protein of 663 amino acids. The record is from RefSeq and is a predicted model, not a curated record. Gene Ontology annotation, cellular component: membrane. NCBI's taxonomy places the organism in Eukaryota, Metazoa, Chordata, Testudines, Emydidae.
GCCUGGCAGGCGGGUUGCUCUGAGCGUGGCCCUGCACUUCCUGCACCGCUCCAGGCGGGACCCAGCGCGCGGAGCCCCCUCCCGGCUCGGCAUGGCGUGCUGCUGGGGCGAGUACCAGGUUUCUGUAGAUGGGAUUUCUGGACAAAGAGAAUGGAGACCUCUAAUUUAUAGAAAAUGCACAGAUGUACUCUGGUUGAUUUUAUUCUUUCUUUUUUGGGCUGGUUUGAUGUUUAUAACUGGCUAUGCGGUAACAGCUGGAGCUGCAGAAAGACUUGUAUUUGGGUAUGACAGCUAUGGGAAUAUAUGUGGUAGGAAGAACACUUAUAUUCAAGGUGCACCUCUUUCUGGACAGGAUAUGACAAAUAAAAAACAUGUGUUCUUUUUGAAUUCGUGCAGUCUGGAAAUUAAAAACCUUAAAAUCAAUUCAAUCGCCUUGUGUGUAUCUAGCUGUCCUCAAGAGCAACUUAACUCUCUGGAAGACAUCCAGCAUUUUGCAAAGAACAAUGGUUCUUGCCUUUGUAUUUAUAACUUGAACAUUUCCAGUUACACGCUAAAUCCAAAGGCGGCUGAGCUGUGUCCCACACUGCCAGUUCCACCAAGCAAAUCCUUUCCAUUGUUUAAUCGAUGUGUUCCACAAAAUCCUGAGUGCUAUUCGCAGUUUGCAUCCAUCUUGAUAAAUGUGGUUAACGAAGUUGAUGUUUUUCAUCGUAUUCUGAGUGGAAUAAUGGCAGGAAGAGAUACUGUAAUAGGACUGAGUGUCCUUGCACUAGCCUUCUCUUUAAUAAUGGUUUUAACCUUCAGAUUCAUCACCACACUUCUGGUCCAUAUUUUCAUUACACUAGUUGUGUUCGGAUUGUUAUUUGUCUCCGGUGUUCUGUGGUGGCUCUACUAUGACUACACUAAUGACCCAAGCAUAGAACUGGAAACUGAAAAAGAAAAUGUAAAAUUUUUACUUGGAUUUGCUAUUAUAUCUACCAUGAUUACGAUGGUUCUACUUUCCCUCAUAUUUGUACUAAGGAAGAGGAUUCAGCUGACUGUACAGCUCUUUUGGGUUGCUAAUAAAAUAAUUAGCAGGGUUCCUUCCCUACUGUUCCAGCCACUAUGGACCUUUUUGAUUCUCAUUUUCUUCUGGGUGUUCUGGGUUGCUGUGCUACUUAGCUUAGGAACUGCAGGUAGUGCACAAGUCAUUUCAGGAGGACAAGUAGAAUAUAAAAUUCUGUUUGGCAUUCGCUACAUGUGGUGGUACCAUUUAGUUGGCCUUAUCUGGACUAGUGAAUUCAUCCUGGCUUGUCAGCAAAUGACUAUCGCUGGAGCAGUGGUUACUAGCUAUUUCAACCGAAAUAAGAGUAGCUCGCCACGACACCUGAUCCUGUCUUCCAUAUCAGUUCUUUUUUGCUAUCAUCAAGGAACAGUUGUAAAAGGGUCGUUUUUAAUCACAAUAGUGAGAAUUCCAAGAAUUAUUCUUAUGUACCUUUAUGAUGCCCUAAAAGAAAAGGAGAGUGCAUGUGCAAGAUGCAUGUUCAAAUGCUGUUUCUGCUGCUUUUGGUGUCUAGAAAGGUGCCUAAGAUACUUUAACCAGCAUGUAUACACCACAACGGCCAUCAAUGGGACAAAUUUUUGUACCUCAGCAAAGGAUGCUCUCUUUAUUUUAGCAAAGAAUUCUGCUAAUAUAGCGUUCAUUAAUUGCUUUGGAGACUUCAUCAUUUUUCUAGGAAAGGUGUUUGUUGUCUGUUUCACAGUCUUUGGAGGGUUAAUGGCAUUUAACUACCAUCGUGAGUUCCACGUCUGGGUAGUUCCUCUGUUGCUAGUUGCACUUUUUGCCUGCUUGGUAGCCCACAGCUUUUUGUCGGUUUUCGAAGUGGUCAUGGAUGCCCUGUUCUUUUGUUUUGCUAUUGAUAUGGAAACAAAUGAUGGAUCUCCAGAGAGGCCAUACUUCAUGGAUCAAGAAUUACUGAGUUUUGUGAAUCACAGCACCAAGCUAACAGAGUGGGAGAAAAACAGAAAGCAAAACAAUGAAGAUGGUACAGAACUACAGCCUAUGGUGAGACGGGAACAAAGACGAUGUGAUGAGGACAUCAAAUAACAUGUUGUCUCCCAGGUGUACUACAAGAAUGGGGAUAGACUGUAAAUAUUUAUUUUCUACUUUAUGAUUUCUUGCAGCAGCCAAAUUGUUGAGCCCCAGGGCUUUCAUC